Didymodactylos carnosus is the source of this 2127-nucleotide messenger RNA. The record is from the annotation of a GenBank genome assembly. Lineage: Eukaryota; Metazoa; Rotifera; Eurotatoria; Philodinida; Philodinidae.
AUGGGUAAUAGAAAAUCUCAUGUAAAUGCAGUUAACUCAUUUACAACUUUACAAGCGUUGCAAGUACCUGAUGCGCCAUCUGUUGAUCAAGAACGAUCGGGAGAAGAUCGAAAUGAAGAGGAUGUUACGUUAAUAUGGCUUGAUGUACAACGAGAUGCAACAGAUGAAGAAACAAAUAAAAUGAAAGCAAUGUUAAGACUAAUUAAUGAUUAUGUCCUCUUCUAUCAAGAUCAAGAAACGUGUUUAGAAUACGUUGGAGUAAUUCAGAAAGAAAAAAUAUUUUUAAUAUUAUCCGGAUCAGCAUCUUUGCCAUUUCUUGAAUUGGUUCACGAUUUAAAACAAGUUGAUUCAGUUUUUAUUUUUGGUCAAUAUCAUGAAGAAGAUCGAAUCGAUUCACUAAUGGUAAAAUAUCCAAAAAUAAUCGGUAUUUACGAUGAAAUUUAUCAAUUAAGACUAAUAAUACGAAAAACAAUGGAUUUACUAGAAAAACAGACAGCUGCCUUCAGCUUAUACGAUCAAAAACAAAAAGCAACGCGAGAUUUAUCCAAAGAAUCUGGUUCAUUUCUAUUUUUUCAAUUAUUUAAAGAUGUUCUUCUAAAUAUGGAACAGACAAUAGAGGCGAAACGCGAAAUGAUUGCAAAAUGUCGUGAUUACUAUCGUUCAAAUAAAAAAGAAUUAGCAAAUAUUGAAUCAUUUCAGACAACAUACAAAGCAACCGAAGCUAUCCAGUGGUACACUAAAGAUAGUUUUGUUUACCGUCUCAUUAAUAAAGCGCUAAGAACAGAAGAUAUUCAAGCUCUUUAUACAUUUCGUUUUUAUAUCAUUGAUUUGUGCACGAGUCUUGAAAAAAAAUGUAAAGAGUUAAAAAAACGUCAAAAAGAAGAGGCAAAUCCCAUUUUAAAACUUUAUCGUGGUUUAAAACAAACAAAAGAGGAAAUUCUAAUAUUGAAAGAAAAUGUCGGAAAUUUAAUGUCAACAAACGGAUACUUAUCGAGUAGUCGUCUACGGACUGUAGCAUAUGAUUUUGCUAAAAAACCAUCAAAACGUUCAGAUAUUGAAGCGGUUCUAUUUGAAAUUACUGUGGACAUACAAGCAGUAGAAAAAAUAAUUUUAGCCGAUGUAGCAGAAUUCAGUGACUUUCCAAAUGAAGCAGAAGUUCUAUUCGAUUUAGGUGCCGCAUUUAAAAUCGACAGUGUUAAAUAUGAUGAUGAGGAUAAACUGUGGCUUAUUGUCACAUCAGCCACUGACAAAGGUGCCGAGUUAGCUAAUGAAUAUAUUGAAUUUCAAAAGAAGAAAGUAGCUGAAUCAAACAUUGUUCUUAUGUUUGGUCAUCUACUCGCCGAUAUGGGAGAAUAUAUCAAGUCGCAGCAAUAUUUUGAAAAUGUUUUACGUGGAAGGCCGAAUGAUGAAGAAGUUGCAUGUGUUUAUCACAACAUUGGACGUGCUCAUCGGCUCAAAGGUGAAUAUGAUCACUCUCUUGAAAAUUAUCAAAAAGCUUAUGACAUGCACUCUAACGCACGACCACCACGACUUGUAUCGGCAGCAAAAACUCUAAACGGAAUGGGUAUACUAUACAAUGAAAGACAUAACCAUGACGAAGCGCUAAACUAUCUGACGAGAGCAUUGAAAAUGUACGAAAAAGCUUUACAACGUAAACAUGCGGAUAUUGCGGGAACAUUAAAUAAUAUUGGAAACGUGUAUCGUGAUCAGGGUCGUUAUGAUCUGGCGCUCCAAUAUCUAAAAAGAGCACAGAAAAUAAAUGAAGACACGUUACCUCCAAAUCAUCCGAAUAUCGCUCUAACAUACAACAAUAUCGGCAAUGUAUACUACAAGAGAAGUGAUUACAAAACAGCAUUGGACUAUUACAAUAAAGCAUUAAAGUUGAAAGAAAAAGCAUUACCCGCUGAUCAUCCGGAUAUUGCACGUGGUUUAAAUAAUAUUGGAUUAGUUUAUUAUAGUAAUGGUGACUACGAUACUGCCCUAGAAUAUUAUACAAAAUCGUUGCUUAUGUCAGAAAAAUCAUUGCCGGAUAAACAUCCAUUUCAUGAAACAAUACAAACAAAUAUCAAACUUGCUAAAGAGAAAAGACCCGCAACCGAAAACGAUAUAAUAGUAACACCAUUAUAA